Molecule: messenger RNA, 1566 nt
Organism: Ctenocephalides felis (cat flea)
Lineage: Eukaryota; Metazoa; Arthropoda; Insecta; Siphonaptera; Pulicidae
Product: ankyrin repeat and death domain-containing protein 1A-like
Exons: 10
Biological process (GO): signal transduction; protein localization to ciliary inversin compartment
Cellular component (GO): ciliary inversin compartment
Molecular function (GO): protein binding
Source: RefSeq, a predicted model, not a curated record
AUGGACGAAGAAGAGGCCCUCAAAAGCAGUGAAGAACGAGAACUUGCUUUGGCUUUACAUGAGGGUGCACUUAGAGGCGAUUUGGCUACUGUUAAAACAGCCCUGAAAAUUGGGGCUCAAGUAGAUUGCAGAAAUAAUUAUGGAAGAGCCCCUAUACAUUGGGCAGCCUGCAGGGGCAGUUGUGACGUCAUAGAAGCCCUUGUUCAGGCCAAAUGUGAUAUUGAAGCCAGAGAUAAGUAUGGAAUGCGACCUUUGCUGAUGGCAGCCUGGCAUGGACAUAUUGUGGCAGUCAGGAUGUUAAUUGGAUAUGGAGCUUGUGUCACAGUAUUAAAUAAAAAACAUUACGGCAUAUUGACAUGUGCAGCAAGGAACGGCCACGCCGACUGCGUCGCCUUUCUGCUGCAAACAGUCGAGACCCUUGACAAGGAGCAGGGCGACCUUCAAGGGCGCACAGCCCUUCACCACGCGGCCGCCCAAGGUCAUACAGACACUGUUAAGAAACUAUUGGAGAGUGGGUCGUCGUUGAUGGCCAAAGAUAAGGGAGGUAGGACGCCUCUGCAUUUGGCAGCAGAAGGCGGCCACGUGGCAGUAUGCGAGUUGCUGUCAUCUAGAGGUGACACCAAUUCGAAAUCUUUAUCCUUAAGUGACCAAGGAGGUUGUACGCCACUGCAUUUAGCAGUGAUGAACAAACAUUGUGAGGCCACGAAGGCGCUACUGACUUUGGGGGCUUCUGCUGAAUGUGUAAACGAGAAAGGUUUUACACCUCUGCAUUUAGCCUGUCGUCUUGGGUGCAGAGGAAUUACUGAAACUUUAAUACAAUUUGGUGCCCCUUUAAAUAAACAAGCCAAGAAUGGAAACACUCCUCUUCACGAAGCCUGUCUAUCAAACGAGAUGGAGCUGAUGGAAUUGUUGAUAUCCAAAGGAGCAGAUUUAAAUUGCGUCAACGUUAGAAACGAAGCUCCGAUCCACCUAGCAGCAGAAUUGGGCAGGACAGAGGCGUGCAGGAUGCUUUUAGCAGCAGGGGCUGAUUUGAGUCAUCAACAAGACACCAAUGGAAGUGGGCCAAGGUCGCCAAUGUUUUUGGCAGCUAGAGGAAGCUUUACGGCAAUUGUGGAUAUGAUAAUACAGACUGCCAGGCUAGAUUACCCAACCAAAGUAGUAAUAGUCCCUAUCAAAUAUUAUUAAAAGAAUUCAUCAUCAACCUGCAACUCUGAAGAUUCUGAACAUCUUCAAAAAAUUUUGCACAAACUGUCCCACAGAUUUCUUCAAGACGGUGACUGGAGGGCUUUGGCGUCUCAUUGGGCCUUCACCGAGGACCAAAUCAAGGCCAUUGAGCACCAGUAUGCAGGUCCCAAUAGUUAUAAGGAGCACGGUUAUAGAAUGUUGACGAUUUGGUUGAAUGCUUUGCCUCGUAGUGCAGUUCCUUCCAAAGAACUUUGUUCAGGUCUAAGGGCUAUUGGAAGGGACAAUAUUGCACAAAAGGUUACUGCUAAAUUGUUGAAGGAAAGUCAGAAAUCUGAGAGCAGACAUCGAGAUAGACAUUUGUCUCAGUGUGUUGUAAUUUAA